AUCUCCUCCACAGCAGCAAUGGCUGCAAUCCAGGCUUUGAGAGAGUUUAUCAACGAGCGACUGACGGCUGCUGCUGGAGAAAUCUUCACCGCGUUUGAACAAACUAUCGUCCAGUACCAAGAGGAGCUCGACCGACAGAACAGGCUGCUGGAAAUCACCUUUAACCCGCCAAAGAAGUUCCACGGGACAGAGCUCCAACAGGAUCAUGACUGGAAAGAGGAUCAGCUCUUUGAACAGGAAACAAACUGCUAUCUCGAGCAAGGAGAACCAGAACCUCCACAGAUCAAAGAGGAACAAGAAGAACCAGGACUUCUACAGUUUAAAGAGAACCACGAGGAACCAGAACCUCCACAGAUCAAAGAGGAACAGGAAGAACCAGGUCAAAGUUACAACCAACGGAAUAUGUCUGAAUUGGAACCAACAUUUUUGAGGAGUGCCAUCAAUGAGGUCCUACCUAACCUGGCAGAGAUGUCCAAAAAUAUUUUGGAGGAGAGCUUGCAGUCCCUUGGGAUCAAGACUAGUGACGAUUUCAAGUUUCUUCAGGAGAGUGACUUAUUGACAGCUUUGAGGCCCAUUCAAGCCAGAAAAUUGCUUGCUGCUUGGAAGUUGAGAGGACAAAGUGAUGAAGGUAGCAGUGAAUCUCGUCUCCUACCAGCACCUCCACCAUCCAUGAACUACGCCUCACCCAGCAGUUCAGCUUCGUCUUCUGCCAUCAGCUGCCAAAGCCCUGCUGUUGACUGGAUGGAUACAUACCAGGUUCCUUGGCGCCAAUUUCCAGAAGAACUAAUUCAGACUCUACAAAGGGAAAAACGUCCGACCCGUCAUAUGAGAAGAGAGAUGGUCCGCAUCGUUGCUUCAGAUAUGAUGCAAAGAAGUUCUUCAGUGAGUAAGAGAAACUCAACUGAAAUUGCCAAAAGGAUGGUGGCAAAGUAUCCAAAAUCUUUGCAAGACAACAUAGAGGGAGAUGUCAUAGGCUCAGGCUAUGACUCUCUGGUGAAACAACUUCAAAAUAGAAUAGAGAACAUGAAGAGAUCUACCACACCAAGAAUAAGGAAAAGAAGGUGUCAGGCAGAUGAUUCUGAUACAGGUGACGUCGCUCCAGAAAAACGAGCAGCGAUCCAGGACACCUACGGGUGCAUCAAGUGGGAUGUAAAGUUUCUGCCUUUUGGAGAGACCCUGGAGAGUCAGCAAGAAAAGCAAGAAAAACUGAGGCAGAUGUCCCAGCAAACCAAUGCAAAUCAGGAGGUGGUCAAACAACUAAUGAGGGAAACGUUCUACACACAACGCAAACAAGUCAACCAAGGAAAAAAUAUAAAAGACCUCCUGGAAGGCUGGCCCUCUUGGUUCAGUGACCUUGGCAUGGAUGUGCAUUUCAAAGAGCUGACAGGAUUAGCACUGAAAGAAACUUUCCUACAGAAUGUGGACAAGAAGGGGAAGCAGCUGCUGAACUUCUUCAGUACAGUUUGUGCGAGGAAGUCCAAGAAGUUCUUGCAGGCUGCCAUGAAGGUGAAGAUGUUAAGAGGUGCUGAGCUGAGCGGCUGCUCUGAAGAUGUGAAGGAAAUGGUCCUGCUGCUGAUGGCCUAUUUUGACGAAAGCGAGGAAAACAUGCUUGCUAAUGUGGAGGACAGCUGCUUGGCAGGACAAGUCCAGAUAGACAAGCUCCCCUUAAGUCCUACCAUUGUCGUCUGUGGGCAGUCCUGCUUUAAGGCAACACGAUUUAUGCUGAGUGUAGACAGAGUCAUUGUUCAGGAAAACAUCCCCUCCUUUGUGUCGUCGUUGUGUUUGAUGUUUGGAAGCUACUACAGUUUCAACAUUCACUACCCGUCUGGUUUGGCAUCCACCCUGGAGUUCCUGCAGAGAUGCUUUUUCUCCAUAAAUCCUGAGAAGGGCACGAAAGUAGAGAAGAGCAGCAGCUCCUGUCUACACAUGAACCCCAGAGUCCUCACUUUGAUCCAAGACCUUUCAGAGCAUGAGUGGUGGGACAUCUGAAUACGGACUCAAAGCUCCAGCAGGAUCAUGACUGGAGAGAGGAUCAGCUCUCUAAACAGGAGUCCAGCUGCUUUCUAGAGCGAGAACCAGAACCUCCACAGAUCAAAGAGGAGCAAGAAGAACCAGAACUUCUGCAGUUUAAAGAGGACCAUGAGGAACCAGAACCUCCACAGAUCAAAGAGGAACAAGAAGAACCAGGUCAAAGUUACAACCGACAGAGUAUCAGAACUCACACAGGUGAGAAACCAUAUUCUUGUGAAACAUGUGGGAAAAGUUUCAAUAAACAGAGUGAUUUGGUUCGCCAUAUGAGAACUCACACAGGUGAGAAGCCGCACUCUUGUUCUACAUGUGGAAAACGUUUCAACAAA
Salarias fasciatus (jewelled blenny) is the source of this 2357-nucleotide messenger RNA. RefSeq lists its product as uncharacterized. Bases 19 to 1989 code for a protein of 656 amino acids. The record is from RefSeq and is a predicted model, not a curated record. NCBI's taxonomy places the organism in Eukaryota, Metazoa, Chordata, Actinopteri, Blenniiformes, Blenniidae. The transcript is spliced from 7 exons.